Molecule: messenger RNA, 3973 nt
Organism: Megalobrama amblycephala (Wuchang bream)
Lineage: Eukaryota; Metazoa; Chordata; Actinopteri; Cypriniformes; Xenocyprididae
Gene: map3k22
Product: mitogen-activated protein kinase kinase kinase 22
Exons: 18
Coding region: 488-2362 (624 amino acids)
Biological process (GO): protein phosphorylation
Molecular function (GO): protein binding; ATP binding; protein kinase activity
Source: RefSeq, a predicted model, not a curated record
UCCUGAGGCUGACAUUACCCUCACUCGCUCCUCUUUGGAAAAACUCGGCGUCAGUCAAUGUUUGCAGAGAGGAAACUUUCUUCCUUUGACGGCGCGCAGUCGACGAGAUUUGCAGCUUUCUCGAGCACACACCGCUCCAUCUGUUUGGAUUACUGGCAUCUGCGACUCCAAAAAAACAUAAACCGCAAAGGUUUUCUGAAGGUGGAUUUGUGCGGUUCUCCUCAAUUUGUGCGUGUCAACUGUAUUCAAGUGCGCGCAGCUUCCGGAUAUAUCACUGUUUUUACUGUAUCUCUCGCUCAAGAGCGCAGUUUGCGGAAUUUUCGUCUUCACGGCGUUUAAACCCAGUGAAUUGCUCGCUUUGAAUCGCAGCUUGGUUUAAUUAGUCUUAAGUGUCAGCCCCAGCAUGAAGAUAGCCACUUAAGAGUGGAGAUUUUCCCUGAUGAAAGGAGUCGAGCGUUCAGCUCGAGUUCACUAGGGUCACUUCCUGAUGAUGACAGUAAACAUGGAUGGCGGUCUUCAAAAUGGACCUGGACAGCACAAGAACUCACAAGAUGAUGAAGAGGCACUCACCUCCAUAAUGAAGGACCUGGCAGCUUUACGGUUCUGUUACCAGUUCAAGAGCAACAACACCAACAAGCCCAAGAGCAGAACCCCAUCCUACAGACAGGAUUUGCGGGUGAAGCUGGAGCAUGAGCGAGAGAAACGAAUCAUUCCGUUCCAAAGACCACUGAAGUUCAAGGAUCUGCUUCAGAAGGUGAUGGAGGCUUUCGGGCAGCAGAUGGAUCUAUACUACACUGAUAAAGAGACGUUGGUUGCUCUGAAGUGUCAGGAGGAUUUGGACCGAGCAGUUCAGUUAUUGAGCUCCAGCUCUGGAAUCAACAAUCUGCUGAGAGUGAUUCUGAAAACACCUCCUAACAACCAAUUCCUUCAAGUGAGCGGCCAAGACAAGCAGAGCGAGAUGAGGUCAUCCAGGUCCCUGGGAGAUCUCAAAGCCUCAGUUCUCAAAGGCUCUGAACGAGUGCGCAAACACUCUACAGGAUCUCUGAACAUGGGCCGCACCUCACCCCCACCCGGCAGCGUACCAGAAGAGCAGCAGCAGAUCGCUCGGCAGGGGUCCUACACCAGCAUCCACAGUGAAGGAGAGUUCAUCCCAGAAACGCUCGACUCCAAUAUUAUGGAGCCAUUCGGGAGUGCUGAUGGGUCGCUUUCCAGCAGCUGUCAGUCACUGGACCAAGCACUGGAUAGCCCGCCAUUCUCCCAGAGCAACCGGGACAACAAUUACCUGAACCUCAACUAUGAAUACAAAGGACGUCAUGGGAAACACGGGACCUUCCCUCGGCAGUUCCAUGUGUCCAGUCGCAGUAAAGACUACGGUGACGGUCGGAGGACUUUCCCUCGAAGCUUUAUGCCUCAAGAGAACCUGUUUCAGCUGGUCCCGUCCAGCCGUACACGCAGCUAUAAUGGGGAAAGCGCUUUGCUGUACAGUGGAGAUCUGCACACCAUCAGCUGGACUGAGAAAAACUGCCAACGCAACAGUCCUAAAUCCCCAAGGGCUCCGGUAAACUGGCGUCAGGGGAAACUGCUCGGUCGGGGCGCUUUCGGCGAGGUCUACCUCUGCUACGAUGUCGACACGGGACGUGAGCUGGCGGCCAAGCAGGUGCCCUUUGACCCUGACUGUCAGGAGACCAGCAAGGAAGUGAAUGCACUGGAGUGUGAGAUUCAGCUGUUGAAGAACCUGCGUCACGAGCGUAUAGUGCAGUAUUACGGCUGCUUGCGUGAUCCGGUGCAGAGAAAACUGUCCAUCUUUGUGGAAUUCAUGCCUGGGGGCUCUAUUAAAGACCAACUGAAGGCGUACGGAGCGCUGACUGAAAAAGUCACCCGCAGAUACACCCGACAGAUCCUACAGGGAGUCCACUAUUUGCACAGCAACAUGAUCGUACACAGAGACAUCAAAGGCGCAAACAUUCUGAGGGACUCCUCUGGAAAUGUGAAGCUGGGAGAUUUUGGGGCUAGCAAGCGCAUUCAGACCAUCUGUAUGUCCGGGACGGGAAUCAAAUCGGUCACCGGCACCCCCUACUGGAUGAGCCCGGAAGUCAUUAAUGGAGAAGGAUACGGACGCAAAGCAGAUAUUUGGAGUGUUGCCUGCACGGUCGUAGAGAUGCUAACUCAGAAGCCCCCAUGGGCUGAAUAUGAAGCAAUGGCAGCCAUUUUCAAGAUCGCAACCCAGCCGACCAAGCCAAACCUGCCUGAGGGUGUGUCCGACGCAUGCAGGGACUUCCUGCGGCAGAUCUUUGUGGAAGAGAAAUGGCGGCCCACUGCCGAGGGGCUUCUCAGUCACCCCUUUGUCCAGGGCAGCUUUUGAUCUUGAAUCUCUGGAAUCCCCAGGGAAAACCCCACACCUGUCCGCGAACAAUCACCACUCUGCCUUCCAGGGUCUGGAGAAACCCAUCAACCAGCCAACUAAGAACAAACUUGACCAUAAAGAGGGGAUGUGCAUUUCAGAUCUCCUCAAUGCAGCUCGAAAAAUAUCAUGUGAAGAGGGAAACUAUGGACGGAAAAAACUAAUAGCACUUCCCGUAUUGUUAAUCAUAAUUAUGCAUAGCUCUGUCCCAAAUGAUGCACUUGUGCCCUUUCGCUGAAUGCACUCUUUUCACAUUUCCGGGGUUUUCAGAAGCGGAAGUCGUUGGAUAAACAGUUUGAACUCAGUGGUGAACGGGGGACGAUAGCAAAUAUAAUGUUUGUAUUCCAAUUUCUUCCAAAAGCUAAAGACAAAAUUCCAAGAUGGAAAAUCCAUGACUUCCCAAAAGAGGGAAAAAUAUUGAGAGAUUGAUUUUGUUUUCCGUCAAUUGCCGUCACACCAUUGUAUUAGAAACACUCUCACAGCAGUGUUAAUUCUUAACAUUUUUUUUUGCAAUUUACUGCCAAGGUAAUAUAACACAAAGUAUGCUGUUAUAAAUGUAUGUUUUUUUUUUUUAAAUGAAAAUAUGAAAAACUUUACUAGAUUUGUGAUGUUGAUAACUGGAAAUGUGCAUCACAGUCUGAAUCCCAGUCAUUCACUCCAUACUAUUACCCAACAUCCUUUGCGACAAAGUAUUAAUACCUCACCUUAAAGGAUGGUGCGAGCUGAGAAUAGGUCAAUGACAUAACACUGUUUUCUUGUCCAGAACCAUUCAUUAAAAAAAAUAAUAAUAAUUUAAAUUACUUAAAUACAACUGAAGAAAAAUUCUCAUUGAAAUAAUUCAGUUCUUGGGGGAAAAAAACGUAGUAGUUUGGCAUAAUAUUUCAUUAUUUGAUUAAUAAUUAAUAAUAAAUAUUUUAACAAAAUAUUCAGGUUUCAAAACAUCAUGUGAUGUGACACCCCAAAACCUUAAUAAUAAUUCUGAUUUAAUCAGUUAUUUAUUUUUCUAAAAAAAUUGUUAAAUAAUCACAAAAUAGUGUGUACACAUAUUGUUAUUUUUGAUUAAAAUCACAAUCACAAAUAAUGAUGUAUUUAAAGUGCAAGGAAAUUAUAUUAUUUUUUAAUUUUUUACUUGAUGGUUACACCACAUUACAUUUUUAUAGUCAUUAAAUUUCUUGAAAAAGGUAUAAACGUUUUUUUAAAACCAUAUGUAAGAAUAAAAAUACUUCUAUGAAAAUUUAAGUUUUUUAAAUUACAUUUUUAAAGAUAUUUACUUUUCUUUAUAUGGACACUUGUAUUUGUCAUUGACCCCGGUGUCGGAUGAUUGGGAGAGUCAGAUAAUUGGGAGCUCUGUCCCGUAUCCUUUUUCCCGCUGACGACAACUGUGUAGACGGAGCAAAAGAACCAAUGUGGAAAUCAUUAAAACUCAUUAAAUAUAGCUACACCAGCCACACAGCAAAAUCCCCAGAGUUAAAUCAACUCUACUCAGAUAACACAUGGUCCCUCUCUAUAUAGUGUUAAAGUAACACUGAAGCAGAGAUAAAGUUAAUGAGAUAAUUAAGUGAUGAAGUUAUG